Acaromyces ingoldii is the source of this 1469-nucleotide messenger RNA. RefSeq lists its product as hypothetical. The coding region runs from base 233 to 1411 and encodes 392 amino acids. The record is from RefSeq and is a predicted model, not a curated record. Lineage: Eukaryota; Fungi; Basidiomycota; Exobasidiomycetes; Exobasidiales; Cryptobasidiaceae. The transcript has a single exon.
GGCCGGACCCCCACUCCGCCACCGCCACGACAUCUUUCGGCGGCUACCCUACGAAUUGCGCAUCGAAGUUGUCAAGCACCUCGUCGCUUGGAAGGACUUCGGAAGCGUUUGGUCGCUUUUGGAAACGACGAGGUCUUGGUGGGAUGUUCUCGCUCCUUUCCUUCUGGCGCGCGAAUCAGCUACCCUUGACGACUCUUUACCGGGCACCAGCAACCGUUUUGAGCUUCCAGAGAUGCAAAAACACGUCAAAAGAUUCAAGUGGCGAGCGGAGGUCCCCUUCGACAUGUGCUCUUCCGCUCAUAUGCUGCGCCUCCUCGAUGAACCCUUGCCAAGGCCGCUACCACACCCUUUCGAGCUGUUGUUCAUGGAUCGACGGAAGCUGGUGAAGCUACCGCCUUACACCUCUCUCGAUCAUGACGGACCACCAGAAGAGUGCUUGCUGACAUGCAACUUGUGCGAGCAAGAGAAAGAGCACCCCGAGUGGCUCCCAUACACCUAUCCACCGGACUUCUACGACCCGGACGCCUUUUCGGUAACUUGGGAGCACAAUUUCUUCAGGAUUGGAGUUUAUGCCAAUGGUCCUGAGGAAUGGGUCAUGAAGAAUGGGCCAACAGGGGAAGGACAGAUACCCGGGAUCGAUUCGUGGGCCGAUUGUGAGAGAGAGAUCAUAGCGAUCAUUGACCGUCUGCCCAACCUCGAAGCGUUCGUGUGGGAAAUGGAGAUUGCAUUGCCUUCGAAACCUAUCGUGGAUGCUUUGGUGCGAGAGCCAAAGAGCUUGCGAAUGUUCCAUGCGCCUGGCGUCAAUCCACGUUCAGAUGUAAUGGAAACAUUGCCCGUUCUGGCUGGCGUCGAAUGUUUGUCCCUCGAAUUCGACAAUGUCGAAGGCGAUGAGGAGCUUCUCACCAAGGUCGCAAUACAGCUAUUCAACGCCCUAUGCACAUCAGGCAAAGUCAAACAUCUGAAGAUAAAAAUCAGAAACGUCGACAAAGCCGGCUACGGAUCCCUGAUCGCACUUGCGGCCCGGCUGAACAGCUUUGAAGGGAUGAUUCUUCCCCGGCGGGAUUCAGAGACCGACAAACCGCUCUGGUCCCCUGUAUUCCAAGCGCGCUCACAAGUAGCAGACGCUCUCAAUGCCCUCCGACCUCUUCUAAGGCAAGCGUGGCUGGGAAAGGAUGGCUCAGGCGACCUGACAGGCGACGAUGUGGCCCAGGUCUUUAAAAAACAUGAUGUUCUGCACCCCCUGGGUCACCUCGUCGACAUCAACACGGACUCAGCGUUGGCUCAGAAGACAGCGGAUGUCUGGAACGCACAGACUGACAAGGGAUCAAAGGAGCCAGGUUGGCCAAGAGAGGCAGUAUUAUCGCUCGAGCAUGGGUGGCCGAAUUUUCCCCCCUUUGCACCAGAGCCAUAGCUUAUCCUUGUCAAUCAGAAUCCUCAGCUAUGAUUGCAACGCAGCUCAGAACGCGACA